UGGAGCGGAGAUAAAGUGGUUGCGCCUUGACUUCCUUAUCCAUCCUUGUCUUCCUGUGAGCUGCUGUUAAGAAAAAGCAUAGCUUGAAUUAUUAAAAAAGGCAAAUAUGUCUGGGAACUAUUAUUUUGCGAUCGUCGGACACGCGGACAAUCCAUUGUUCGAGUUAGAAUUUAAUAAUUCGAACAAAGAGGCGAAGAAGGAAGAUCAUGCACACUUGAGUCAAUUUAUAGCUCACGCAGCUUUAGACCUAAUAGACGAGCAUACGUGGAAAACUACAAGUAUGCAUCUAAAAGUUGUAGACAAGUUUAAUCAAUGGUUUGUAAGUGCAUUUGUCACUGCAACUCAUAUACGAUUUGUUAUGGUACAUGACAGCAAGAAUGAGGAUGGCAUAAAAAAUUUUUUCAAUGAAAUGUACGAAACCUACAUUAAGUAUUCAAUGAAUCCAUUUUACAAACUGAACACCCCUAUUAAAUCUGUUGGUUUUGAAAAGAAAGCGCAGCUUUAUGGAAAAAAGUAUUUGUCUUCGUAAUAUAUGAUAAAUAUGGUAUAUAUUUUGACAAACAUUACUUUAAUUUAAGAAAAUGUAUAUAUUGAUGAGUAAAUUGUUAUUGUUGAUAUUUCUUAUGCUUAAAUCCAUGUACAUGCAUGUAGAAAAACUUAAAUUAUAAUUGAAACUUAUAUUGCA
Molecule: messenger RNA, 685 nt
Organism: Orussus abietinus
Lineage: Eukaryota; Metazoa; Arthropoda; Insecta; Hymenoptera; Orussidae
Gene: Trs20
Product: probable trafficking protein particle complex subunit 2
Exons: 3
Coding region: 107-529 (140 amino acids)
Biological process (GO): endoplasmic reticulum to Golgi vesicle-mediated transport
Cellular component (GO): nucleus; cytoplasm; TRAPP complex
Source: RefSeq, a predicted model, not a curated record